This is a messenger RNA of Agelaius phoeniceus (red-winged blackbird), 3839 nucleotides long. It is a transcript of the gene MRPL13, whose product is annotated as mitochondrial ribosomal protein L13. Gene Ontology annotation, molecular function: structural constituent of ribosome; mRNA binding. Gene Ontology annotation, biological process: translation; negative regulation of translation. The record is from RefSeq and is a predicted model, not a curated record. Lineage: Eukaryota; Metazoa; Chordata; Aves; Passeriformes; Icteridae. Gene Ontology annotation, cellular component: mitochondrial large ribosomal subunit; ribosome.
CGCUUCCCGCGGCCGCCUCUCCCUGCGCGCCCCGCGCGGCAUGGCGAGUUACAGCCGGGCGGCCCAGCAAUGGGCUACUUUUGGUCGAGCGUGGUACCUCCUCGAUGCGAAGAUGCAGCCCCCAGGAAAACUAGCAGCUGCCACUGUAAUCAGACUCGAAGGCAGACAUAAACCUAUUUAUCAUGCACUAAAUGACUGUGGAGAUCAUGUUGUCAUAAUAAAUACAAGACAUAUUGCCUUCUCUGGCAACAAAUGGGAACAGAAAGUAUAUUCUUCACAUACUGGUUAUCCUGGUGGUUUCAAGCAAGUGACAGCAACUCAGCUCCAUUUGAAGGAUCCAACUGCUAUUGUUAAACUGGCUGUUUAUAGAAUGCUUCCAAAAAACCUUCAGAGAAGAACUCUGAUGCAGAGGCUACACCUGUUCCCCGAAGAUGUUAUUCCAGAAGAUAUAGAGAAGAACCUUCUACAAGAGAUUCCUCAGCCACGUGCAGUCCCCAAGAGAUUAGAUGAAUAUACACCAGAAGAAAUCGCUGCCUUUCCGAAGGUUUGGACUCCACCUAAAGAUUUUCGAAAGAAGUAAUAAGAAUGAAAGAACUGCCAUCAGGAGUGUCUCUCCUCCUUCAGAGAAAGUUCUUCUAAUAUGGAAGUAUCUGUGUGGCUCAGUCAGGCCUUCUAUACUGAGUGUUUCUGACAGCUGUUAGCAAAUUUGACUAGGUAAGAUUAUAGAAAUCACUGUAUUUGAAACAGCUAAGAUUAGGUAUUAUCUUGUCAAUGCUAUCUGUACUUUGCAUUGUAUGAUCUGGUAUUUUUUCAUGACAUUUGAUUUGAUACUGUUAUUAAAGAAUUAAUACCUUUGUAAUGAGUACUUGCAUCUCAUAGAAACAAUGCAUUGAGGACUGCAAUGAAGUAGCUCACUGCCUACAACCCAGUGUAGAACAGAUUUCCUUAAAGAGCUUGUUGAAAUAACAGGUAUUAAAGGCAGAUCAACAGAGAGAUACUUUAUCUUUUUUCUCCCCUUCAGCCUCAAUUUUCAUUCAAGUCACAGGAACAUUCCUUACCUACUUUAAGGAACAUAUUGCAGAACAGAGAAGCAUUUUUAUUAUAGAAACUAAAUGAGGAAACCAAACUUAAGUGUUGAAUGAUGCAAAAAAAGUCUUAAAAUUCACUUCACUUUUGCAAGCUACUUCCCUGAAAUUCCUUUCUGCUUUCCUGCUCUGAAAGCCCUCAAGCCAAAGCUGUUCUGUAGGUAAGUAAAGCACCUGUUGUUUUCUGUGUAGUAGGAAAUGCUGGUACAUUAUGUGCCAAAUUUUACAAUGUCUAGUGAGGAGAAUUUGAGUGUUCUACAUCUGUUUCAUACUAGCAUCAUACAGGAAGAAAACCAGUUGUUUAUUUAUAACCAUAUUUCAUUACAUGAAAUAAUGGUUUGGUAUAUGGGCCUUUCUUUGACAUUCAAAUGGGCUUAUCCCAGAAAAAAUUCCCACCUAGUGGAUGUGCAGCCUUCACUUCCAAGUUAGUUAGUUCACUGCAUUAACCAGUGAAAGUAUUUUUGAAAGGCCUGGGUUGCAGUAAAUGCUCUUUUCUGUGAAAGGACACAGUACACAGUUUAUUGGUAAGAUCUGUGUGGCAUCAACUGUUCAGCAUGUGCUGAAUCCUUCAGUCAGCAGCUUCACUUUCUUAGGUGGUCUGGAAAAAAUAGGAGACACUCCUGAUUAUUCAGAGACUGGAUUUUGGAGAAAAUCCUGACAGAAUGGGUCUUACUUCUUUUGGAAAGCAUACAAUUCCUGAAUAGUAUUUUUAUAAUUGGGUUGAGCAGAGAGUAACUAGUUAGUUACUCUUUAUUACCAAGAUAGGUCCAGCAAAUGACUGUGUACGAUUAAUGAUACCAGAAACAUUCUGGUCAGCAUGGUGCCAGUAAAUGGCACAGUAAAUAAAAGGUUAAAAUAAAUUAAGUGCUGCAAUUGAAGCUUGUGCUUUAGUAUAUAAAUUGUUACAAAAUUUGAAUGAGUAUGGCCACUUUAUUUUCCCCAAGUCAUUUGUUUAGGUCACUCCAUGUACAUCGUGUGGUGUGAGGAGGAGGUGGCAGUGACAGUGCAGGUGUCCAACACAGGGGAUCCCUCAGGCCCAGAGCACCCAAAUUCCUGUGAGCUGGGGGUGCUGUGCUGCUUCCAGCUGCUCCCCAGCCGAGGACACUGGGGUGGGAGCUGUUGGACUGGCACCCCACAGCUGAUGUCAACUGCUCACCACAAGCACCCUCAGGGAUUUGGUCAGGCUGUUCCAUGGAAUAGAUAACACCAAUUGCCUUAUUUUUGUCAGUUUGAUUAUGCUGUGUCCCUACGUCCCUGGUGUUGCCCUGUCAUUCUCUGUGGUCCCAAAAGAACCUGAGAUUUGGAUAUAGUGUUGCCAGCCAGUCAUGACUUAUGUAUUGUGCACUGUUAGCAGGAGACUCAAAGUCUUCCACGGACAAAAUGGGCAGAAUUGCUUGAAAGAAAAGCUGAUCUUUUCCAUCAGUGACCUUCCCAGUCACUUCCAUGGGACCUGCAGGUCAGCAUAUCUCAAGCAGAACUCUGAGCUGUGUCAGUAGAACAUCAAUCUGAGUGAGCUGACCAGGGAGGGGCAGAGGGAGUUUGCACUUGGGGUAAAUUAACAUGGGUGUUGACAGCCAGUAGGGCAGCAUGGAAAUUAAAAUUAACCCUGUGACCCCAGGCGUUAUAGUAUUUAGUUUUAAUAAUACUUCUGAGUAUCAGUUGCAUGUGCCAGGCCGUGGUACCUGCUUGUGGCCAAGAGAGCCAUUCUCAUGUGGAGCCUCAGUGUUCUGUCAAGUGGGGUUAAGCUGCUAAAAAAUAAAGUCCAUAAACUACAUUAUACUUGUCUACCUUCUAUUUUAAAUGCAAGUGCAGGUAACGAAAUGACAAUCAACUCACAUUCUAUCAACUUUUAUCACCUUCCCCCAAGAAAAUGGGUGGAGUCAGGUGAUAGAAGUAAUGGGAAAAGAGAAAGAACCUAGGAGGGUAUCCAGCCCCCAGCCAGAGCCUGCUAGUCACAUGUGCAAAUCAUGUAUGCUACUAAUGAGGCUGAAUUCUAGGUGAGAUAAUUGGAGAUAACACAGUAAAGGGACCCACUCAUCUUCUUCCUGAUGAGCUAAGGGAGCUGCUGGCAGUGGUCAGAGGCCAAACCUGACAGGCUUUCUUUACUGUAAAAUAUGACUAGAUCUGCUUCCAGUCAGGGAUGAGCAGGAGGAUGGUCCUGAGAUGUACAGAACUGCCUCUUCAUGUCUGUACAGGGCUGAAGAACAAGUCUUCCAAACCUAUGCUGUCAUAAAUGGCCAUUCUUGAGCUAAAUCUUGCUCAGUCUCCAGUGUUGUUCAAAGGUGUUUAUUGAGUCUCUUUCUAACUUACUUUGUUUGUAGAUGAUUAAUUGCUCUGUGCUCAAGUGGUUGGGUUGGUGUUUUGCCUUCCUCUCCUCAUUAGCUGAUCCAAGUUGCCAUCCCAACUACACCUCCCAGUCUUUUGAGUUGGGAAUGUUGACAUGAGGAAUCUCACAUCUGCACUUGGUACAACUACCUCAGCUCAGUUACUGUCUUCAUUUGUCCAUAUACUAUUUAAAAAAUAAGGCUAAAUAAUGUUUUUACUACAUCCUUUAAAAUAAAACUAUUGCCCCAAAGUAUUGAAAACAGGAAAUGUAUUUCCUUCUCACUACAUUCUGUCCCCUGAAGAUCUAAUGCAAUUGUUUUGAGUUAAAAGUCAAAUGAAUACAGAAUUACCAUACAAAAGCUUGCCACUUUUAUUUGCAUACAAAACAGAAAUGAAAGAGGUUCACAAUAAAUUAUCAGUGUACUCUCA